Messenger RNA from Brassica oleracea var. oleracea, 952 nucleotides. RefSeq names its product lipid phosphate phosphatase gamma, chloroplastic-like. Gene Ontology annotation, molecular function: dolichyldiphosphatase activity. Gene Ontology annotation, biological process: lipid biosynthetic process; protein N-linked glycosylation. The record is from RefSeq and is a predicted model, not a curated record. The coding region runs from base 55 to 726 and encodes 223 amino acids. NCBI's taxonomy places the organism in Eukaryota, Viridiplantae, Streptophyta, Magnoliopsida, Brassicales, Brassicaceae. The transcript is spliced from 2 exons. Gene Ontology annotation, cellular component: endoplasmic reticulum membrane; intracellular membrane-bounded organelle.
ACGAUUCCUUUGGAUCUAUCCCACACCCCUCGCUCGAUCGAUCACACCACCUAAAUGGAGGACCUACCACAACAGCUCAAGGCCGUAACUCUCACACACGUCCGCUACCGUCGCGGCGAUCAGCUCGGGCACUUCCUCGCCUGGAUCUCCCUCGUCCCGGUCUUCAUCAGCCUCGGCGGAUUCGUCUCCCAUUUCCUCUUCCGCCGCGAGCUCCAAGGGAUCUUCUUCGGCCUCGGCCUCGUGAUCUCCCAGCUCAUCAACGAAUUCAUCAAAACCACAGUCGAGCAGGCUCGCCCCGAGACGUGCACCUUGCUCGAGGCCUGCGACUCGCACGGGUGGCCUUCGAGCCACUCGCAGUUCGUGUUCUUCUUCGCGACGUACUUUUCUUUGAUGGGGUGCAAAGGGAUCGGGUUCUGGUUCGGGUUGAGGAGCAGGUGGGUUCUGAAUCUGGUGCAUUGGUGUCUUGCUGUUGUGACUAUGUAUUCUAGGGUUUACUUGGGGUACCACACGGUGGCGCAGGUUUUCGCGGGGGCUGCGUUGGGGGCGGUUGUUGGGGGGAGUUGGUUCUGGGUGGUGAAUAGUGUGUUGUAUCGUUAUUUUGAGGUGAUUGAGGAGAGAAAGUUGGGGAGGGUGCUGUGUGUUAAGGAUACUUCUCAUAUUCCUGAUGUGUUGAAGUUUGAGUAUGACAAUGCAAGAGCUGCUAGGAACAACUCUAAGUCUGAUUGAUUUGGUCGGAAAAGCACUGUUAUAAGGCUCAAAUAAACAUGAGACUCACAAGAGCUUCUUCACACUUAGGGCAUCCGCAUUGGUGAACCCCCUCUUGGGGUUCAUAAGGUUUUUUUAUUAUUUUUUUGGUGGGACCAUAAAUAGUUGUGAACCUCUAUCGAUUGUGUUCCUACAUUGGUGAACCUGCAGAAGGGGUUCAUGGAAAUAAAAUAAUAUUAUAUAUAUA